Messenger RNA from Aspergillus eucalypticola CBS 122712, 2124 nucleotides. Its product is annotated as nuclear export protein Noc3. The coding region runs from base 15 to 2084 and encodes 689 amino acids. The record is from RefSeq and is a predicted model, not a curated record. Gene Ontology annotation, molecular function: chromatin binding. The transcript has a single exon. Gene Ontology annotation, biological process: DNA replication initiation. Lineage: Eukaryota; Fungi; Ascomycota; Eurotiomycetes; Eurotiales; Aspergillaceae. Gene Ontology annotation, cellular component: nucleolus.
CCAGGCACCGCGAAAUGGCUCCUGCACGUACGACUAAACGGAGACGGGUGAGCCCUCCUGGAGAUGAGGAGCGUGGCUCCAAAUCCUCCGGUGGUGCGUCUGCCAGCGACUUCUACAGCAAUGCCGCCGAGUGGGACCUUGAACAAGACUAUGAGCAGCGCCCGCGCAAAUUGGGCAAGAAGGACAAGGAACAAACGAGACUGCCUAUCAAGACCGCGGAAGGUCUACAAAAUGUGGCGGAACCGGAACCUGAGGCAGAGGCUGAAGACUCCGACAGCUUUCUGGGUACCGAUGACGACGAGGAUAUGGAGGAUGCGGAUUCCGAUGAAGAUGAGGAAGAGGUUGAAGAAGAGAAGCCGAAAAUCCCAUUGAAGCUGCAAAUCAUCCAGACCAAGGAGGAACUUGCGCGACUUGCUACGUUAAUCAACGAAGAUCCGGAAGAGAACAUGCCGCUCUUCAAGACAAUGGCCGAAAUCAUGGAGAGGGGAGAACAUGUUGCGAUCAAGAAACUGGCCUUGGCCGCCCAGGCCGCAGUGUACAAGGACGUUAUUCCUGGCUACCGAAUUCGACCCCUCGGCGACGAAGACCUGUCCGCGAAAAUCUCCAAGGAAGUGCGCAAGCUACGGACCUUCGAACAAUCUCUCCUGUCGAACUACAAGCAUUACAUCCAGAAGCUGGUGGAACUCACGAAACCAGCCAAGAAGGACGGACCCCAGGUGGACCCUGGCCUCAAGAGCAUUGCGAUCAACUGCGCCUGCAACCUUCUCCUUUCCGUGGCGCAUUUCAACUUCCGUGGUGAGCUCUUAAAGAUCCUCGUCAACCGCCUCGCCCGGAAACAAGUCGAUGCCGAUUUCGUCAAAUGUCGCGAGACAAUGGAGGAGGUUUUCAUAAGGGACGAGGACGGAGUCGUAUCACUCGAGGCAGUCCGUCUGCUGUCGAAGAUGAUGAAGGCGAAGGAAUUCCGCAUCAACGAGACCGUCCUGGAUACCUUCCUCCACCUCCGUUUGCUGUCCGAAUUCUCCCGCAAGGCGUCAAGAGACAGAAUCGAUCGCGAAGAAGAAGAGGAGACCCCGCAAUUCGGCAAGAAGCCCAAGCAGAAGCGCGAGUUCCGCACCAAGCGGGAACGCAAGGUUCAAAAGGAGCGCAAAGCGGUCGAGAAGGACAUGAAGGAGGCCGACGCCCUGGUCUCCCACGAGGAGAGAGACAAGAACCAAGCAGAAACGCUGAAGCUCGUCUUCGGCGUCUACUUCCGAAUCCUCAAGCUCCGCAUCCCCAAGCUCAUGGGCCCCGUCCUCGAAGGUCUGGCCAAGUACGCCCACCUGAUCAACCAGGACUUCUUCGGUGACUUGCUGGAAGCACUCAAGGACCUGAUCGGUCACGCCGAUCGAGCCGAGGAGGAGGAAGAAGAGGAGGAGACAGACGAAACCAAUGAAGCGGAGCCAGCCACGACACGCGACGCUCAGCGCGAGGCCCUCCUCUGUACCGUCACAGCCUUUGCCCUCCUGGAAGGACAAGACGCCAGCAAAGCCGCCAGCACACUCCACCUGGACCUGAGUUUCUUCGUCAAACACCUCUACCGCUCUCUGUACAACCUCUCCAUCAAUCCUGACGUCGAAUUCAACCCUGACAAAUCCCUCCGCCUCCCCGACCCCAACUCCCCCGAAGCAAACCCGGCCCACCGAUCCAGGAAGAAGGUCAACUUCCAAACGCCCAUGGUUCUGCUCCUUCGCUGCUUGCAAUCUACUCUUAUUUCCCGCGCACACGGAAUGCCCCCUCCCGUCCGCCUAGGCUCUUUCUCCAAGCGCCUGAUGACAUCCUCGCUCCAGCUGCCCGAGAAGUCCGCCCUCGCGACACUGUCGCUCAUGAAUCAGGUGGCCAAGCAUAAUGCACGCCGCAUCUCCUCACUGUGGCACAGUGAUGAGCGCAAGGGAGACGGUGUGUUCAAUGCGUACGCUACCGAUAUCGAGGCGACUAAUGUCUUCGCGGGCACGAUCUGGGAGGGAGAGUUGUUGCGCCAGCAUUACUGUCCUCAGGUUCGGGAUGCUGCGUUGGAUGUAGAGAAGAUGAUUGCGACGCGGAAAUAGAGUCAUUGUUUUUAAUUAGCGGGUCAAAUUUAUCUAACUU